UAAAAUGGAUCUGCACCUAUUUCAGGUAAUUUUCCAGGUACUGUACCUCCUGCCCCUUUCCAUGGAUGAAGAACCUCAGCGCUCCAGAGAGGCAUGGUGUCCAACCAGGGUCCCUCAGGCCCAGGGAGUGUCCCCAACCACCUGUACCCAGACGUAGGUUUUACCAUACGGCGUCGGGCGCGAUGACUCUGAAUGGCGGCGGCAGCGGAGCGGGCGGGAACCGCGGCGGGGGCCGGGAGCGCGAGCGCCGUCGGGGCAGCACACCCUGGGGCCCGGCGCCCCCGCUGCACCGCCGAAGCAUGCCGGUGGACGAGCGGGACCUGCAGGCGGCGCUGGCUCCGGGCGCUCUGGCAGCGGCCGGGACCGGGACCGGGGCCCAGGGUGCGACGCUCGAAUGGCACGAGGGCUCCUCCGAGUCGCUCAGCUCAGGGGGCAGUGACUCAGACGAGAGCGUCUACAAGGUGCUGCUGCUGGGGGCGCCUGGCGUGGGCAAGAGCGCUCUGGCGCGAAUCUUCGGUGGUGUAGAGGAUGGGCCUGAAGCAGAGGCCGCAGGGCACACAUAUGAUCGGUCCAUCACAGUGGAUGGAGAGGAGGCAUCACUCAUGGUCUAUGACAUCUGGGAGCAGGAUAGUGGCCGCUGGCUACCUGGUCAUUGCAUGGCUAUGGGCGAUGCGUACGUCAUCGUGUACUCAGUGACAGAUAAGGAAAGCUUCGAGAAGGCCUCAGAGCUGCGAGUCCAGCUGCGGCGGGCACGGCAGACGGACGACGUGCCCAUUAUCCUAGUGGGCAACAAGAGCGACCUGGUGCGCUCUCGAGAGGUCUCCUUGGAUGAGGGCCGGGCGUGUGCCGUGGUCUUCGACUGCAAGUUUAUUGAGACCUCAGCAGCGCUGCACCACAAUGUCCAGGCCCUGUUUGAGGGUGUCGUGCGCCAGAUACGCCUGCGCAGGGACAGCAAAGAGGCCAAUGCACGUCGACAGGCGGGUACCCGGCGGCGAGAGAGCCUUGGCAAGAAGGCAAAGCGUUUCUUGGGCCGCAUUGUAGCACGCAACAGCCGCAAGAUGGCCUUUCGUGCCAAGUCCAAGUCCUGCCACGAUCUCUCCGUGCUCUAGACUCCACAGGCACAUACUGUGUUGUGCAUACACGUGGGUGGAUUGGUGGGCUGGCCCAGCCAACUGCCCUAGGUGCCUCAGGGCUGGCUCGGACUCUGGGCAUACCCCACCUCAUGGUCACGGACAGACAGACAGUGCUGCCCAGGGAGGCAGCUCCCAGUGACCAUCAAGGGCUGGGCCCACAGCAAUGUGUGUACAGGGCAGUGUGUGUCUCAAGCAGCAGCCUGAGCCCAGCCCGUGGGGCAGGCCUCUGUGUGAGGAAAGGACUCUAUCUUUCUCCACACUUGGGGUUUGCAUGCUCUGGAGGGAGGCUGUUCAGUGCAGUGGUUAUUUGUUUACAUGCAAAUUUUUGUAAUAAAGACUAUUUCCUGAUA
Molecule: messenger RNA, 1483 nt
Organism: Prionailurus viverrinus (fishing cat)
Lineage: Eukaryota; Metazoa; Chordata; Mammalia; Carnivora; Felidae
Gene: RRAD
Product: RRAD, Ras related glycolysis inhibitor and calcium channel regulator
Exons: 5
Coding region: 66-1109 (347 amino acids)
Biological process (GO): negative regulation of high voltage-gated calcium channel activity
Cellular component (GO): plasma membrane
Molecular function (GO): GTPase activity; GTP binding; calcium channel regulator activity
Source: RefSeq, a predicted model, not a curated record